CUAAUUUCAAUGUAAUCCUGUCUCACAGUCCGAUCUCACAGUCGGCCGACAUGGCGACCACGAAGAAGCUUCUCGCUGGAGAAACCAGCAUCUGAACUCAAUUUGGUUCCCCAAAGCAGCUUGAACUGCGUCUGGAAGUGGAUAUAAAAUAUUUUGUCAAUUGGGAAAUAUACACGGGAAUUGUCCACAGUUUUAAGACGGGGCUGGAUGGUAGCAGGACAGAGCACCAUGGUGGAGCCCAAGCCCAGAGCAUCAGCAGCCCAGCGUCUUGAAGCCCAGGAGACUCUGGGUAUCAGCACCCUGGACCCUGGCCACAGGCCGCCCACCAUGCCCCCCGGACGUCAUGUCACCAUCAAGGUCCGCAUGUUGGACGACACAGAGGAGGUCUUUGACAUCUCACAAAGAGCCUCAGGCAAGGUGUUGUUUGACCUGGUGUGUACCCACCUGAACCUCGUUGAGGGAGACUACUUCGGCCUAGAAUACCAAGACCACAAGAUGAUGGUUUGGUUAGACCUCCUAAAGCCUAUUGUCAAGCAACUGAGACGGCCCAAGCACGUAGUCCUGAGAUUUGUGGUGAAGUUCUUCCCCCCAGACCACGCCCAGCUACUGGAGGAAUUGACCAGGUACCUCUUCGCCCUGCAGAUCAAGCAUGACCUUGCCUGUGGACGUCUGACCUGCAACGACAGUAGCGCGGCCCUGCUGGUCUCCCAUAUUAUCCAGUCUGAGAUUGGGGACUUUGAGGAGAGUCAGAGUCGGCAGCACCUCCUCAACAACAGCUACAUUCCUGACCAGAUGGCUCUGAUGGACAAGAUCAUGGAGUUUCACUCCAAUAAUGGGGGUCAGACGCCAGCAGAGUCGGACUACCAGCUGCUGGAGGUGGUACGCAGACUGGAGCUGUACGGGGUUAGACUACACCCUGCCAAGGACCGCGAGGGCAGCAAGCUGAGCCUGGCCGUGGCACACACUGGUGUCCUGGUCUUUCAGGGACACACCAAGAUCAAUGCCUUCAACUGGUCCAACGUGCGCAAAUUAAGCUUCAAGAGAAAGCGUUUUCUCAUCAAGCUCAGACCAGACCUGAACCAGAGCUCAUACCAGGACACUCUGGAGUUCCUGAUGGGUAGCCGAGACUGCUGUAAAGUCUUCUGGAAGAUCUGUGUGGAAUACCAUGCCUUCUUCAGCCUCUUUGAGGAGCCCAAAGCAAGGCCCAAGCCGGUCCUCUUCUCCCGAGGCUCCUCCUUCAGAUUCAGCGGUCGGACACAGAAGCAGGUGAUUGAUUAUGUGAAGGACUCUGAGUUUAAGAAGAUCCCGUUUGAAAGGAAACACAGUAGGGUCCAGCACAGCAGAAGCCGUCCAUCUCCGCUGUCUUCCCCUCACGCCCCUCAAGUGCCAAAAGAAAGUGUCAGCGGUGCUCCAGGAGACAGAGCGGAGGUGGACUCUCCGCACCACCGUCAGUGGAAGGAGUCUGUGAACGCUGAGGACCCUUCAGCCCUGCGGAUCAGAGGCAGCCCUUCCAUCCAGAGGAACGUGGGACACGGCGAGGACAGGCCAGGUCCUGGGGCAGAACCAGGCCCAGCCAGACAGCCCCACCCAGACCAUCUGAACACAGGGGUGGUUUCCAACAGCCCUCAUCUCUCCGCCUCCUCCGUUAACUCCCAGGGCAUUGUCAACGGUCAGAAGCCGGUCGAACUCUGUGGUCACAGUCCGGACGUUCGGCAGCCCUCUCCCCUCACCAGUCCCUUGCUCAACGAUGCCGGCAGUGUGCGCACCGACGAUGAAGACGAGGUUGGGAGGAAGAGGUUCCCUACCGACAAGGCCUACUUUAUCGCCAAGGAGCUGCUGACCACAGAGAGGACCUAUCUGAAGGACCUGGAAGUGGUGACUGUGUCUUUUCAGGACUCGGUGGGUAAAGACGAAGCCGUGCCCGACUCCCUGAAGAGCACCAUCUUCACCAACUUUGCCCCUCUGUACAGGUUUCAGUCCGUCUUCCUCAGAGAGGUGGAGCAGAGACUGGCUCUAUGGGAAGGGUGCUCCAAUGCCCACAUCAAAGGAGACUACCAGCGCAUCGGGGAUGUCAUGCUGAAGCACCUACAGGGACUGAAGCCACUGACAGCCCACCUCCAGAAGCACUCGGAGGCCCUGGUGGAGCUGGAGAAGGCGUGCCGGGGUUCCCCGCGGCUGGAGGUGCUGGUCCGGGACUUUGAGCUGCAGAAGGUGUGCUACAUCCCCCUCAACGUGUUCAUCCUCCGGCCCCUGCACCGCCUCAUGCAUUACAAGCAGAUCCUGGAGCGCCUCUGCAAACACUACCCGCCCGCACAUGUGGACUUCAGGGACUGCAGAGCUGCACUGGCAGACGUGUCAGAGGUGGUGUCCCAGCUCCAUGGAAGCAUGAUCAAGAUGGAGAACUUCCAGAAGCUGCUGGAGCUUAUGAAGGAUUUGAUUGGCAUCGACAAUCUAGUCACUCCAGGGCGGGAGUUCCUAAGGUUAGGCUGUCUCAGUAAGCUGUCUGGAAAAGGCCUCCAGCAACGAAUGUUUUUCCUGUUCAAUGAUGUCCUGUUGUAUACGAGUCGAGGGAUGACGGCAACGAACCAGUUCAAAGUGCACGGGCAGCUCCCUCUCUAUGGCAUGACAAUCCGGGAGAGCGAGGAUGAGUGGGGUGUGCCUCACGCCUUCACCCUGGUUGGGCAGCGCCAGUCAGUAGUGGUAGCAGCAAGUUCACUGUCAGAGAUGGAGAAGUGGAUGGAGGACAUUAAUAUGGCCAUUAUCCUGGCGGAGAGCAUCAACGGUCCUACGUCUGACUGGCUGGCCAGCAGUCUGACAGAUAACAAAUCCCUAACAGAGGACUCCUGUGCAGAGGCGGAGUCUGAGGACGACCUGAUGGCGUCGCGCACCUCCCUGGAGAGGCAGGCCCCUCACCGUGGUAACACCACGGUGCAUGUGUGCUGGCACAGGAACACCAGCGUGUCCAUGGUGGACUUUAGCAUAGCCGUGGAGAAUCAGCUGUCAGGAAACCUGCUGAGGAAGUUCAAGAACAGCAACGGCUGGCAGAAACUCUGGGUGGUCUUCACCAACUUCAGCCUGUUCUUCUACAAAACCCACGAGGAUGACUAUCCUCUGGCCAGUCUCCCCCUGUUGGGCUACUCUGUCACCAUCCCCACUGAGUCUGAAAACAUCCACAAAGACUACGUCUUCAAACUGCAUUUCAAAUCCCACGUCUACUACUUCAGAUCUGAGAGCGAGUACAACUUUGACAGGUGGAUGGAGGUCAUUCGCAGCGCCACAGUCUCUGCCAGCCAUAACCGCAUUCUGAGCCGGAAAGAGUCCCAUCCGUACUGACCCAAAGAGCAGGGGGGUUCUCUCCCUGUCUCCCCGUGCCUCUUCUCCUCACCACAACCUCCCCCAUAGGGUCUGGCCACAUACAGCCUCUCUUCACACUACGGGCUCCCUCAAGCAGCAAGCUGGAACCACACAUUCACUUGUCUAGAAUCUGUUGAUUUCCUUUUCUCCAUGGAUCUGGGACGUGUGUACAUUGAGCAGUGUCCAAUGCACAAUCUUGGUGCUUAUUGAUGCGGUGACAUGUCCGCUGGUUUAGACUGCAAACAGAGACAGACAUUUUCAGCAUUUUUUCUUUAUACUCUGCUCUGAAUCUCUCUUUUUUUUGUAGGACGUCAUUUUAUACUGUUUUCAACGGAGCACAUACUAUACUUCUGUUUUCAACGGAGCACAUACUAUACUUCUGUUUUCUAACGGAGCACAUACUAUACUUCUGUUUUCUAACGGAGCACAUACUAUACUUCUGUUUUCAACGGAGAACAUACUAUACUUCUGUUUUCAACGGAGCACAUACUAUACUUCUGUUUUCAAUGGAGCACAUACUAUACUUCUGUUUUCAACGGAGCACAUACUAUACUUCUGUUUUCUAACGGAGCACAUACUAUACUUCUGUUUUCUAACGGAGCACAUACUAUACUUCUGUUUUCAACGGAGCACAUACUAUACUUCUGUUUUCAACGGAGCACAUACUAUACUUCUGUUUUCACAUUCUGUCAUUGGAUCAUUUUAUGGUGGAAACUGAUUCUGCGGUUGUUGUUGUUUUUUUAAAACCUGUUUUUCAUUUAGGAUAUCACUGCAUCCUCAAGGUCUUUUGUCUCCUUGUUCAUUUAAUGGGGGGGGGGGGGGGGGGG
Messenger RNA from Oncorhynchus nerka (sockeye salmon), 4181 nucleotides. Its product is annotated as FERM, ARHGEF and pleckstrin domain-containing protein 1-like. Bases 208 to 3333 code for a protein of 1041 amino acids. Lineage: Eukaryota; Metazoa; Chordata; Actinopteri; Salmoniformes; Salmonidae. Gene Ontology annotation, cellular component: cytoskeleton. Gene Ontology annotation, molecular function: guanyl-nucleotide exchange factor activity; cytoskeletal protein binding. The transcript is spliced from 27 exons. The record is from RefSeq and is a predicted model, not a curated record.